CAUCAUCUGUCUCUCUGGAGCUAGUCUCUGUCUCUGGUCUCAUGAGCUGCUUUUAGCUAGAAAAUGUACUUAAAUGUCUGGUUAAGAAACUGGAUCUGCUACACAAAGCAUUCAUAGAAAUACUGUGUAUGUACUGCGUAUGUUUUUUUACUAAGUUCUAAAUGAAAUUUAUGAAUUGUCCUUCAUGGAACAAACUUCUUUAUCAGGUAAAUUUUCCAUGGGUGAUUAUUAUUCUUCUGAUGACGAGCAUGACUAUAGAACACGGGAGUACUACAGAGGCCGGAGGUUCUACAUCAUGUACCAUGGAACAACACUGUCUGCUGCACGGAAGAUCAUGUGUUAUGGUUUCAAGCCCUCAACCGACGGGAUGCUGGGGCCCGGCGUCUACAUAAGCAGGAGUCUGAAAAAAGCUAAGCGUUACCCCCUGCAUCCUGAACCCGGGCAGAGACUGGCCAUCUUGAAGCUGAGGGUACGAGUGGGGAAAGUGAAGAAGAUCGACUACCAGGGACAUCCUCUACAGAAAACAUGGUACGAGAACGGAUAUGACACGGCCUGGGUGCCGCCCAACUGUGGCAUGGUGUUGAGCGGCCUGGAGGAAGACUGCGUCUGGGAUACAAGUCGAAUCAAAGUGCUAGAUAUGUGGGAAGUAAGAAACGACAACGACGACAGUGACGAAGGUGACAGCGACGACGAUGACAGCGACGACGAUGACAGUGACGACGACAGCGACAGUGACAACUACGACGACGGUGAUGAUGGCGACAACGACCACGACGAAGACGGAGACGACAACGGCGAAGACGGCGAAGACGACGACAAAGAUGGUGACAACAACGACGACUGCUGUAAAUGCCGGAUUCUUUGAUGAGACUCAACCAUGAAAUCACAAAUAAGAAUUAAUAAUAAAAACUUUUUAUUGGCUACUUUUAAUCGUUAAUGAUUAUUACGUGAUGACUUAAAAUAUAUUUUGUAAAUGUUGAAAUGAAAUAUUAAAUAUGUUCCU
Molecule: messenger RNA, 1003 nt
Organism: Hemibagrus wyckioides
Lineage: Eukaryota; Metazoa; Chordata; Actinopteri; Siluriformes; Bagridae
Exons: 1
Coding region: 185-865 (226 amino acids)
Cellular component (GO): cytoplasm
Source: RefSeq, a predicted model, not a curated record